AUGAUCGUUUUCGUAUUCAUCUUGUUCUUUGCCCCCAAUGUCCAGGUAUUGGUUAUUGGGGAGGUCUUUUGCGGCCUUCCUUGGGGUGCUUUCCAGAGUAUCACUCCCGCCUAUGCCUCGGAAGUGGCCCCCGUCAAGCUGAGGCCCUACCUCACUACUUUUAUCAACAUGUGCUGGGUGAUCGGCCAAUUUUUCUCCUCGGCCGUAAAUUACAGCUCCAUAUCCCGAACUGACGAGUGGGCUUAUCGUCUCCCUUUCGCCAUCCAAUGGCUCUGGCCCGUCCUCAUCUUGGCCGGUGUAUUGUUUGCCCCUGAGUCUCCCUGGUGGUAUAUCCGCAACAACGACCGCGUCUCCGCUAAAAAGGCCCUCCUACGCCUCACGUCUCGUAACCAGCCCGGUUUCAAUCCCGACGAGACCAUUGCCAUGAUUGAGCACACCAAUGAGAUGGAGCGCCAGCUCAAGGAAGGUGUACGCUACCGAGACUGCUUCAAGGGGACCGACCUCCGUCGCACUGAGAUUGUCAUCUUGACGUGGGUCGCCCAAGUGCUCUCGGGACAAAACCUGAUGGGAUACUUCUCCUACUUCAUGAUCCAAGCCGGCCUGGAUCCGGCCAACUCGAUGGCCAUGGCCAUGGGCAACGGCGCCCUGGGCCUCGUCGGCACUAUGGGCUCGUGGUUUCUGAUGACGCAUAUCGGCCGCCGGAGGAUCUUCUUCUCAGGCAUCUGCACCCAGCUUUGUAUCCUGCUGACGGUGGGCUCCUUGUCGUUUGCCAGCUCCAAUGCCUCGGUCUGGGCCAUUGGCGCCAUGCUCAUCCUCUUCACUUUUGUGUACGACUUCACCAUCGGCCCCGUCACCUACUGCCUCGUGUCCGAACUGUCGUCCACGCGCCUGAAGUCCAAGUCGAUCGUCAUGGCCCGUGCCGCUUACAACGCUGUCAACAUUUUCGUCAACGUCAUGACCAACUACCAGCUGAAUACCGGCGCCUGGAACUGGGGUGCCAAGACCGCCUACUUCUGGGCUGGCAGCUGUCUUCUUUGCACCGGUUGGGUCUUUUUCCGCCUUCCCGAGCCCAAGGACCGCACCUACGCCGAACUCGAUUUGUUGUUCGAGCAUCAGGUCCCGGCGCGGAAAUUUGCCAAGACCAAGAUUGACCCGUACUCGCAGGACCUCGCCAUGGAGAAGCGGCUAUCAACUGCAACUGAGUAGAUGCAGGAGAAGAGAAGGGGAAAAUGGCCUUCGAAGGUGGAGAAUUGGGGGGGGGGGGGGCGUGUUU
Messenger RNA from Sodiomyces alkalinus F11, 1273 nucleotides. Its product is annotated as MFS general substrate transporter. The record is from RefSeq and is a predicted model, not a curated record. Gene Ontology annotation, cellular component: membrane. The annotation marks the transcript as partial. Gene Ontology annotation, molecular function: carbohydrate:proton symporter activity. The transcript has 5 exons. Gene Ontology annotation, biological process: transmembrane transport; carbohydrate transport. Lineage: Eukaryota; Fungi; Ascomycota; Sordariomycetes; Glomerellales; Plectosphaerellaceae.